Acanthopagrus latus (yellowfin seabream) is the source of this 4486-nucleotide messenger RNA. Its product is annotated as cytochrome b5 reductase 4. NCBI's taxonomy places the organism in Eukaryota, Metazoa, Chordata, Actinopteri, Spariformes, Sparidae. Gene Ontology annotation, biological process: superoxide metabolic process; generation of precursor metabolites and energy. Gene Ontology annotation, cellular component: endoplasmic reticulum. Gene Ontology annotation, molecular function: oxidoreductase activity; heme binding. The transcript has 16 exons. The record is from RefSeq and is a predicted model, not a curated record. The coding region runs from base 125 to 1837 and encodes 570 amino acids.
UUAGCAGAUUAGCCUUUCAAAAGAGAACCCUUCAGCUGCCCUGAUGGAAAUCAGACGUCCACUGUUUUACACCGUUAAAGAAACACCACAUUGAAGCUGUGUGAGGUUGCGCCAUGAGUUCACGAUGUCGUAUGAGAACCAAAGAGAUUCAGAGGAGGAUGACAGUGAUGAUGACAGCGACAGCGAAUCAAGUGGAGGACGACACGGUUCAGCUCUGAGCACUUUCUUCACGAGGUUAUUUUCAGGUUUUCUGCGAAACUGGGGCUGCCUCCGAGGCGUUCACAACAUGUUGAACAUUCCGACCCAGGCGUUCCCUGCGCCGAACUCCCAACAGCGGAUCGGUCCGUCCUCACAGUCCGGGAGGAACAAGGUGGCCUUGAAGCCCGGCCACAGUCUUAUGGACUGGAUUAGGUUUUCCAAGAGUGGAAAAGAUCUGACCGGCCUCAGAGGGCGCCUGAUUGAAGUUACCCAGGAAGAGCUGCAGAAACACAACACAAGGGAUGACUGCUGGACCUGUAUACGAGGUAUGGUUUACAAUGUGACCCCCUACAUGGACUAUCACCCUGGUGGAGAGGAGGAGCUAAUGAAGGCAGCUGGAAUAGAUGGCACUGAACUGUUUGACCAGGUGCAUCGCUGGGUGAACUAUGAGUCCAUGUUAAAAGAGUGCCUCGUGGGCAGGAUGGCCACAGCCAUUAAAGCCUUCAUCCCUCCACCACCACCACCACCGACUAGCCUUGCACCACCUAUCUCACUGGCUCCCCCCACAGAAAAAGACUGUCGACCUCGGUACGACUGGUUCCAGACAGAUGUGAGUGUUCAUCUGGUCAUUUACGCAAAAAGGAAGAUCCCCAGUACAGGCUGUACCAGUGUUGACCUCGAGGCAGGCGUUCUCCGACUAGAAGUGCUGCUGGGGAAAAUGUCCUACAUGAUACAUUUACGUCUAGCAGAUGAAGUUGAGGAAAAUGUUGCUGUCCACACUGCUGCCUCAGUGGGAAAGAUCCAGGUCAGCGUACGCAAACAGGCUAAACAAAAAUGGACAAGUCUGGGUCAGCCACUGGAAUUUCACAAUACUUUCCUACGCAAAAAAGACCGAGCUCUCUUCUAUCGGGAUUGUGUGUUGGUUUCUAAGACUGAGGUGAACCAUAACACCCAUGUGUUCAGACUGCAACUUCCACGUGGAACUGUCAGGCAUGUGCCUGUUGGAAAACAUGUCUACCUCAAAGCCCUGAUUAAAGACACAGAGGUAGUGAGGCCAUACACUCCAGUAGAUGAGUCCAUGGCAGUAGCCUCCCAUCACUCCUCUCAGGAUUCAGACCUCUACCUCAUGAUCAAAGUUUAUCCUGACGGAGUGCUCACCCAACAUCUCAACAGCCUACAGAUCGGUGACCUUAUAUCUGUUAGUGGUCCAGAGGGUACCUUCAGUCUCCGCCCCCUUCGUGAUGUCACACACCUCUACCUUUUAGCAGCAGGCACUGGGUUCACACCCAUGGCUCGCCUCAUCAGACUGGCCCUACAGGACAUUGACACCAUCAGAAAAACCAAGCUGCUCUUUUUUAACCGACAAGAGGAGGACAUUCUAUGGCGCUGUGAACUGGAUGAACUGGCUGCUAAUGAUGCGAGGUUUCAGGUGGAGUAUGUUCUCUCUGUGCCCUCUGACGGCUGGACUGGCAGGAAGGGUCGGGUUGAUGAGUGCAUUCUCAAGGAUUUCCUCAGCAGGCCAGAUGGGUCUAAAUGUUACGUGUGUGUGUGUGGCCCCACAGUCUUCACAGAACUCACAAUAGGGUUGUUGAAGCAGCAGGGCUUCAGUGAAGAAGAGCUCCAUGCCUUCCAGGGCUGAUGAUCUUAGUCUCAACCCAACUCCACACUGCCAGAGGGAGGGGUGGGGACGCUAUUUUAAUUUAUUGUAUUUCUAUGCACCAAGGACGUGAGGAUGCUUACAGCAGACGUCACGUCCCAGGCGUUGCUGUGCUGCCGUAGGAUUCUAGUGAUUGUGGACAGUUUGGUCAGUGUCUGGAACAAAGUUGAAAGAAAACUGAGUUGAAAAAUUGUAAAGAUGUGUCAAAUAAAAGUAAAAUAUACUGAGACAAAGAGAAAUGAAUGAGAUUAUAUAAACUGAAAGGGUAUAUGCAAUAUUAGAGAGCACUGACAUGAGCUUCAUAGUGUAUUGCUGAGGAUCCUCUGAAAACACUUGAUCUUCCAGUUCCAUGUAUGCAGUUGCAGCAGAGUUAAAAUCCCUGCAGAGAAAAAGAAGGAGUUUUUUUGGAGUCUUUGAGGUUUGGUCUCCCAUUCAUCAGGCUGGGUAAUUUAAUUAUCACCUCAGAGUGUAGUCAGAUUUUGAGUCAUGAAGUUGACCUUUGUAGCCAAGCUGAUUUUUACCUUUUAAAGACUAAAAACAUACGUACAGGAUAUAAACUGCUUCCGUUGCCUUAUGCACAAUUUUACUGGGGAGUUAACUGAGGAAACAAAGGUAACCACCCAGCACAUGGUGGAACUAAUGUAAGUAACAAAGUAGCAUAACUGACUCACUGGAAACAUGUUCAGGGCUUUAGUGUAGGCUGGUUGGUUAGUGUGGGCUCAUCGAUGAUAGUUGUGUUAGUAUUAACUCAAUAAAGCCACUAACGUAGCUCUUCAUGAAUUGCUGAUAUGUCAUACCAGUCACUCACAGAAAGAGGAUUAGCAUGCUGUUACUAUUGUAAACACUGGUUCUGGUUAAGUGAUGAGACCUGGCACACACAUUUCCCACAUGGCAUCAUAGGGGUUAGGAACAAGGUGGAUAGUGACUAGUCACUUUCCUGCAACAGAUUGUUGUAAGUAUUCUGAGACGACGGUGACGUAACCUGCGAUCAGUGGGUGUCUAGUGUCUGAGAACACCUCAGACCACCUCGGUCUGGCCAGGGUUGACAAUUUCUCUUGUGCUCCUCUGAUCGUAACAUGCCACAGUCAUCUCUAACAUGCUGACUGUCUCAAGGCUUCUGACUGUAAGGCAAUGCCAGGGUCACGGUUUCAGCAAACUUGUGUCCACAGGCAGCUGCCGGUCAAUCACUAGAUGGGGGGCCUUUUGAAAUCCUGGACUGUUACUGAGGCUUCUUACCAGUUCCCAUGAGCUCCUUGGUGGGUGGAGGUGUUUGCUGCUGCUGAUGGCUGAUGUGACGUGCUCUGAUACUGCUUCAGGGCCCUCUGGCUGCUCAUUGUUGUACAUCAAGUUCCUCCUUGGGAUAUCAGUGUUUGGGUUUGGGAUUGUCUCAAUAUCAGAUCAAAAAACUCCCCUUCCUCUCCUCUCUGCUUCCUAGUCCAUGGCCCUCAGCCAUAUCAUAGCAAAUGGCGGUAAAGCUGCCUCGCCUCACCCAACCGAGAUAGUCAGUGACUUCCAUUGCCUGCUGUGCUUUCCAGGCCUCAUUAGUGCCUGCCUGCACCUCCUCCUGGACUAGUUGGCAUCUGUCCUAGACCUGGACCUGGAAUGCUGCCAAGCCCCAGUUGAUCUAUUGUGGCCAUCCCUUAUCUUUAUCCUUAACUGAGAGUCCCACUUCAUCCCUAACCAUCCACCCUUCCAUCUGGUGACCAAAGAUGAAGUUACUAUUUAGGCAGAGACCAGUGUUCGCUACUGAAGUCAGAUUCUCAAAAGAUGAAGGCAAAUCAUUGCCAAGACUAUAGAUUAGUACCAGAAAACUAUCCAUACUUUUAGAUGUGGGAAGAAGUGCUACUUUUGAUCUGAAGCCAUACAUAUCUAGGGUUUAGUUACUCCAUAAAUUGUAAUCCUUGAGAUCCUGAUGAUGAUGUGUCUUUGCUGCACUUACCAGAAAUCACUUGAACAGCAGCACUGCAUUUAAUUUGAGUUUUGAAUUUUGAGUUGUUAAUAAAGACUGAAGCCACCUCCUCAAAAGAUCGCUACACCACCACGAUGAGAAAUCUAGAUCCUGCCAGGGAUGCUGAAUCACGUACAAAGUAGACCUAACACCAUGUCCAGCCAGCUGCUCUCAGGUCACAGCCAGGUUUAUUGAAACCAUUGGUGUUCCAUCUUGUACCACAGAAAUAAUUGUCAUGAUUGUCAUGAUCAUCAAACACAACAGCAGCUCAUUUCACUGAUCAACACAGAUUUGUUUUAUGCCUGAGUUUGAAUUUCUUCUCCAAAACUGCAUAGUGUGUCUUUAAAGAUCUGCCAGUCUGAAGUGACAGACACAUCCCCCACUGUUGGGAAGACAUGAUGCAGUUCAGAGAUGGUAUUCUAUGGUUUAAAUGUUGUUUCAUAAGCUUGUCUCUCCUGACCAGAAAUCAGCUCUGGGGGAGUCACUGAAUACUUACACUGAAUGAAAGGUCAAAGAAAAUGAUGCUGUGUAUUGGCACAACAUUCUGGCAGCAUCAUUUUUUAUAAACAUAGAGAGCCCAUUAAAGCUCAACCUCAGUACUUUGUGUUCUUUGUUUUGUAAGGAAGUGAUUGAAGAAGCGCUCCUCUGGCCUGUCAAGUGUAAUAAAGUUGUUCCUCCUCUAA